GUUCAUACAUUAACUUGUUGUGUAGUUCUCACCCCUCAUUACCCAUGGACCCCAACAUCAAUUGUGCAUGGAGUGCCUUUGAAAUAGAUAUGGUGAAGUCAUUCAUCACUAGUCACAAAACCAACAAUACCUACACAAAUGGUGUAGCCAAGAAUCACAAUGAUAUUGUUGAUGAGCUCCAAGCAAGGUUCCCAUGCAAAGAGAAGCAACAGGUAAUUCAGUUGUAUGUUAAGCUCAUAGUUGAGAUGAAUACAAUGCAGAGAAACAACCAACAAGUUAUGGCGAGCAAUGCCCUUAUGAAUGAUAACUUUGGGGUGCCAAUGGAGGAUAUAGACAUGAACAACAUGGACAUGUUUCAUGGUUAUAUACUAGACGAUGUGGAGGUGAUGAAGAUGGUAGAGGAACCACUGCACAAGCAGAAUAUUGUUCCUAAGAAAAAGAGGCAACACCCAGUGAUAGUUUGGACACAAGAUGAGCACAAGAAUUUCCUUCGUGGCCUAGAAGUGUAUGGUCGUGGUAACUGGAAGAACAUAUCUAAGUACUUCGUCCCCACAAGGACGCCAAUACAGAUCUGCAGCCAUGCACAAAAGUAUUUCCAUAGGAAAGAGGGCACCACAAGAAAACAACGAUUUAGCAUCAAUGAUAUCGACCUCUAUGACACAGAUCCACGGGUGCAAAAGAACUCUUCUAGUUUGGAGGCUCUCACCUUUGGUCAUACUGCUUACAACAACAAAUAUUAUGACUUUGAGAGACAAAAUGUUGUCUUGAACAAACUCACACAUACUAGCCAGACGAGCAGUGGCCAUGUAGCUACAUGGACAAGAGGUCAACACAUAAUAGCCAGUUCAUCCAUAGAUCCAACAAUGGUGCAGAGUAACUCUCUUGGAUGGGAGGCGCUCACCUUCACUAGCGAUGCUAACAACACAAACAACUAUGACUUUGAUUGGCAACAUGAUUCUAUAAACAACCUCAGAUGUGCUAACCAAGCGAGCAAUAACCAAGUGGCCACUUGGACUAGAGGUCAACAAACAACUAGCUCUUCUGCAGCUCCAACGAUGGUGCAGAAUACUUCUCAUAGCUGGGAUGUGCUUUCCUUCACUGGCAAUGCUUACAACACAAACUACUAUGGAUUUGAUGAACAACAAGUUGCCUUAAGCAAUAUCACUAGAGGCAACCAUGGUGAGCAGCAACCAGGUAGUUACCUAGACAAGAGAUGAGCUAUCAACUAGUUCUUCUGUAAUUUUAAUGAUGGAGAGGGUUGAGAGUGACCAUACAACUUGUAUUGGCCAUCAAUAGGGAAGGCUUCCUUCAUAAUCAAUGGACGAACAUGUAUUAUAUUUUUACU
Molecule: messenger RNA, 1345 nt
Organism: Zea mays
Lineage: Eukaryota; Viridiplantae; Streptophyta; Magnoliopsida; Poales; Poaceae
Product: Putative MYB DNA-binding domain superfamily protein
Exons: 2
Coding region: 45-1217 (390 amino acids)
Molecular function (GO): DNA binding
Source: RefSeq, marked predicted